CUUUCCACACCUCCCUCAGUGACCCGCAAGAAGCAGUGUCCUCCUCCGCAGGCCGAAGCCCCUUUUAAAAGUACCCCUCACAACCCCCCACCUGGACCCCCGCGGCCGACACAACCCGUGAGACCCCCUCCCCCCUCCUUCCUCUUCAAAAUGGAGGACGGCUACCAGAACCGGACUGCCUUCAUCAAAGGUGCCAAAGACAUCGCCAAAGAGGUGAAGCGGCAGGCCAGCAAGAAGGUGGGCCGCGGCGUGGACCGCGUGACCGACGAGUACAGCAGUCGCUCCUACAGCCGCUUCGAGGAGGACGACGACUACCCCCCCAGCGUGGCCGGCGGCGGCGCCUCACAAGAUGGCGGCGGCGGCGGCUAUUACCGCGGCGACAGCCAGGCGGGCGGCGCGGACGAGGAGGACGGCGGCGGUCACAGCGACUCCACCGAGGGCCACGACGAAGACGACGAGAUCUACGAGGGCGAGUACCAGGGCAUCCCCAGGGCCGAGUCCGGGGUCAAGGAGGGCCUGGCGGGGGGGCCCAGCUCGGUGGGGGGCGCCGGCGGGGCGCAGGGGUUCGGGGACGCGACGGGGGCGGUGGCGGCCGAGGCGGAGCGGAGGAAGGACCAGGAGGAGCUGGCGCAGCAGUACGAGACCAUCCUGCAGGAGUGCGGCCACGGGAAGUUCCAGUGGACGCUGUACUUUGUGCUGGGGCUGGCGCUGAUGGCGGACGGCGUGGAGAUCUUCGUGGUGGGCUUCGUGCUGCCCAGCGCCGAGAAGGACAUGUGUCUGUCCGAGCCCAACAAGAGCAUGCUGGGCCUGAUUGUGUAUCUGGGCAUGAUGGUGGGAGCGUUCCUGUGGGGGGCCCUGGCGGACCGGAUCGGCCGUCGGCAGUCGCUCCUCAUCUCCCUCUCCAUCAACAGUGUCUUCUCCUUCUUCUCGUCCUUCGUCCAGGGCUACAGCACCUUCCUCUUCUGUCGCCUGCUGUCCGGCGUUGGGAUCGGAGGGUCUAUUCCAAUCGUGUUUUCCUACUACUCCGAGUUCCUGGCCCAGGAGAAGCGAGGAGAGCACCUCAGCUGGCUCUGCAUGUUCUGGAUGAUCGGAGGGAUCUAUGCGUCUGCCAUGGCCUGGGCCAUCAUCCCUCACUACGGAUGGAGUUUCCAGAUGGGAUCGGCGUACCAGUUCCACAGCUGGCGUGUCUUCGUCCUCGUCUGCGCCCUCCCCUCCGUGGCCGCCAUCAUCGCCCUCAGCGCCAUGCCCGAGAGCCCCCGCUUCUAUCUGGAGAACGGGAAGCAUGACGAGGGAUGGAUGAUCCUGAAGCAGGUGCACGACACCAACAUGAGGGCCAAGGGCUUCCCGGAGAAAGUGUUUUCCGUGACCACCAUCAAGACGGUGAAGCAGAUGGACGAGCUGGUGGACACGGGCACGGACACGCCUGUCUGGCGGCGAUACAAGCUGAAGAUCAUGAGCCUUGCCCAGCAGAUAAAGAACAACUUCCUGGCCUGCUUCAACCCUGAGUACAAGAGGACCACCUUCAUGCUGAUGGCCGUUUGGUUCACCAUGUCCUUCAGCUACUACGGGCUGACAGUGUGGUUCCCAGACAUGAUCAAGUACAUCGAGAAGCAGGAGUACGAGUCCAAAACCAAGACCUUCACCAAGGAGCGCGUGGAGCACGUCACCUUCAACUUCACGCUGGAGAACCAGGUCCACCGCGAAGGACAGUACUUCAAUGACAAGUUCCUGAACCUCAAGAUGAAGUCCAUGGUCUUUGAAGACUCUAUAUUUGAGGAGUGCUACUUUGAAGACAUCACCUCCACCAACACCUUCUUCAGAAACUGCACCUUCAUUGCCACCCUGUUCUAUAACACAGAUCUUUUCAAGUAUAGGUUUGUGAACAGCAAGCUCGUGAACAGCACCUUCCUGCACAACAAAGAAGGCUGCAUGCUGGACUUCAGCGACGACAACAACGCAUACAUGAUCUACUUCGUUAGCUUCCUCGGAUCCUUAGCGGUGUUGCCUGGCAACAUCGUGUCAGCACUACUAAUGGACAAAAUCGGACGCCUUCGAAUGCUAGCGGGUUCCAGCGUGAUAUCGUGCGUCAGCUGCUUCUUCCUGAUGUUCGGCAGCAACGAGUCGGGGAUGAUCGCCCUCUUGUGUCUGUUCGGGGGCAUUAGCAUUGCCUCCUGGAACGCCCUGGACGUGCUCACCGUGGAGCUCUACCCGUCAGACAAAAGGACCACUGCGUUUGGGUUCCUGAACGCCCUGUGUAAGCUGGCCGCUGUUCUCGGCAUUAGCAUUUUCCAGUCGUUCGUCGGCAUCACCAAAGCCGUGCCCAUCCUGUUUGCCGCGGGCGCUCUCGCCGCAGGUAGUUUCCUCGCCACGAAGUUGCCCGAGACGCAGGGUCGAGUGCUGCAGUAGCAGAGAGGAUCCACUAGAGGGAAGCAUAGUAGCCCUUGUAAUAACAUAACGGGCGGAACCAGGACCUGAGGACUCAAAUAUACUGCCCAAUACACACUAAAUAUCCACUGAACACGCUGCCAUUUCUCAAUGUAAGAGAACACAAUGCGUUAUUAUUCAACCAGUGGCAAUUUUUCAGAAAAUAUGCAGAAGCAGGGAAUGUGUUAACUCCUUUUUUUGUGUAGCUUGACAUUAUAAUGCACAUAAUAACAAAUAAGGGUAAAGAUAAUAAUUAAUCACCAAACUUUUUUCCGUUGAAAGAUGAUAUAAUAAUUGCCACUAUUACAACACCAAGUAUGCCCUUCUAUUCUGCCUUUGUGGCCCAAAAGUGUAUUUACCACAUCCUUACUCACUUUUAACACUGCCAAUACACCUUUUGUUACAAGGUUACACAAAAUCCUUCACCUAAUUUGAACAUGGAUGUUUGCUAUAAUCUGGGACACUCAAGCAACAACAAUAACAAUAGAGUUUAAUAACCAAGGAUUUUAUUUUAAAUGUUUGUUGUAUAGAUAGAGCUGCUCUAUUGUGAAACACAUUCCCAGAUGUACAUGGUCUCUAUUGUACUUGGAAUGGUUUCUCCUGCCGUUGUUGAACCACUAGAACACAGAAAAGCAGUGAAAAACUGUUCAUGUCUUGUACCAAAUGGAUUUUGGCCAAAAUGUGACAUGCAUUUGGUCAAAAUAUUAGGUGUGUGUGUUAGUGUGUAUGUGUGUGCGUGAGAGAGAGAUAUAAAUGGUUUAAGAUAUAAUUAUAUCUAUUUUUUUGUUCUCAUGCUAAUCCUAGUUUAUUGCGGCACAAAACAAAUAUGCAGAAUACGAUAAUGUAGCUUCGCAACGCCAGUGAAUUUAAACACAAAUCAUACAAAGGACCAACUAACGUUUUCUUAUAUAUCCCCCCCUGAGCUACAUUGGGCAUCUGCAAAAACCCAAUGGACCGAAACAAAUGAUUAAUUUCAAGGGCUUCCUUUAAAUUUCAUCUGUCCCAUGGGCACACUAUAUCAAACCCAUCACCUACUGAGGUCUUAAGUAGUAUACAAGUGGUGUGUACAACACACUCCAUAAAUAUAAUUUCAUAGAAUAUUUAUUCCAGAUGGUGACUAUUGAUGGACGAAAGUGAAGAUGGUCAUCAGUAAGUUAGGAUGUCUAAAUAUUUAUUUUGCAGUCUAAUUCACCCGUGUGUGUGGGGUGACAAUCACCAAGAGAGCUGUUAAAAUGCUCCAAUAGAUGAACGUCAUGAUUUGAGUGUGUGUGUGUGUAAGUCUGAGUGAAAAGAACAAAAACUCUAUUGCUGUACAAUAUCGGUUGUGUGUGUGGUUGUGUACGCAUGUAUGUGUGUAUUAGUCCUAGAAUUACUUAACUUGUCCUAUGUAUGUUGAGAUAUGUUCGGGUGACCGCUUACAGAGUGCUGUUGCUCGAAUGCGAAUGGGUGUGAACUUAAACAUAUUUUUCUACUUUGUGGUAUUCCCAUCCCUGAGAUGGAAAUACUGACUAAGUUUUAGGGACCACCAAACAAACCGUUUUAUCAUGUGAUAAACCGUACACAGAGAAAAUAAUACAUGCAGUGCAGACGUCAACGUGUUGUCUUACAGUUAGAGCUGGUGGCUCAGAACUCUUUGGGUGAUCAGAAGCCCUGAUCCUAAUGACCGAUCGUAAAGCAUGUUUGUGUCGUAUCGUCUGUCCUCGGAUCUACUGUAUGCCAGAUUGUUCAUUUAUUUGUUACCUUACUUUCUUUUUUCAUUUUUUCGUCUGAAGCAAGAACUAGUCUUCUUCCUUUGCCGUCGUGAGAUGACCUGUAUGUUGCUUGCUGUGUUUACUCUCGAUAAGUGAGGUCCAGUCGGUGUGCAGUUUAUUUUGAAAGGGUCUGGUGGUGACCGUGGUUCCGGUAUGACCUUUGACCCCGGGAAGCACUCUGUUACGUCAAGGAUGCAGUAAUACGUAAUCAUAAAAAGCACAUUGUCCAAAAUAACCUUAAGGAAACACGAAAAAGGGGAGCCAAUGAGAUGCCAUGGAAUGGAAAGACGGAAGUGCACAAAGGCAAUGUUGUAGGAAUGGCAUCACUGUUGUAUGAGAUGGAAGGCUGUACCCACUGUCUGGACCCUUGCUCUCCGCUUAGCAAGUCACCAGGUAAACCAAAAGUGAAGUCAUUAACUCAAAAUGAAUGCCCUCCGUCUAUUGAAACUUGUCUUAAAAAUGUAAAAGUUUUGUAUUCAACGUUAAUCAUGUGCUGGAUUUUAUGUAUUUUUUAAUUUUAAUUUUCAAAUGAGUGGGAUUCUAGUACGAAACACUAGAAAUACAAUUUAGAGUUUGGUCUGAGUACCCAGAAUAGCAUGGAAACUGUGUUGACGAAUGUUUUCGGCUUUGGCCAAGUGGAACAGGUUGAUUGAGUAAUUAUCUUGGUCCUCAACCUAAAGUGAUGAGAAUUAAAAAUAAUACGUUGGGAUGAAGUAGGGACUUAAUCAAGCUGAGAAACUGGCCGAUCAAACCUGUUUCACAAUGAUUCUACUCUUCAAAUUUGAGUUUGAAAUCAAUGUACCAUGUGUAGAAACCUAGAUGUUUGUACGUGAAAAUAUCAAGUCGUGGAACAAAUGACCAAGGAACCGUAAAAAAAAAAAAAAACUACCAGUGACACAAUUUAAAUGUCGUCUUUGUUGUUUUGUAAACAAGAGUUCAAAAUGUUAGUAAAACUAUGGUAAAAUUCUGGAUAUUGAGAAUAUUUUAGUGAUGAAAAGGUGCUGUAUUUAUUUUGUGAGAAUUGUCGAUUAUGCUGGGUCUAGCAAUCUAGCCAGUUCUGAGAAAAUAAAAAUCUAUAAAAAAAAUUAAA
This is a messenger RNA of Gadus macrocephalus (Pacific cod), 5265 nucleotides long. Its product is annotated as synaptic vesicle glycoprotein 2A-like. NCBI's taxonomy places the organism in Eukaryota, Metazoa, Chordata, Actinopteri, Gadiformes, Gadidae. The transcript is spliced from 12 exons. The record is from RefSeq and is a predicted model, not a curated record. Gene Ontology annotation, biological process: chemical synaptic transmission; transmembrane transport. Gene Ontology annotation, cellular component: membrane. Bases 151 to 2406 code for a protein of 751 amino acids. Gene Ontology annotation, molecular function: transmembrane transporter activity.